UUUCCGUCUCCUCUUCUUGCAAUCUAGCCCUAAGCGGCAGGUACUGCGGUCUGUCUCUCGCAACACCCGACCGGAUGAGAGGCUUAAACAGGCUAGCCGCCGCCCCCGGCCGCCCCACCGCCUCCGCCGUCUCCGCCGCGUACUCCACCUUCUCCGGCGGCGGUGGAGGUGGCGGCGGAGGAGGGGGAAGGGGCCGCGGCUCCAGCCCUCCACCGAGACCCCCGCUCCAUCCCCGUGCCCCCGGCCAAGCCGAACCCGACGCUGACGAGGACCCCUUCGCCCCUACGGGCCUCGGCCAUGGACGAGGUCGCCCGGUCCUCCCCUCCUCCCCCGUCCUGCCUGCGUUCUCCUCCUGGAUGUCCUCAUUCAAGCCCUCCUCCUCCCCCGCCGCCGGCCGCGGACGCGCCCCGCCCCCGGAAUCCGCCGGCCGCGGCCGUGGCCUCCCCCAGCCUCCGCCCGCCUCCGCCGACGAUUCCCAGACCAAAAGACCUAUCUUUUUCAAAAGGGAGGAUUUUCCCGUUCCCCCGGAAGAAACCCAAUUCACCGAUCCCGAGGAAGUGACCCCUCUCCCUCGGAGCCUCUCCCCCCUCCUCUCCGGAUCCGGCCGGGGAAAGCCCACCCGGCCGGAGGAACCGGAUUCCCGGGCGAGCGAGGAGAAUCGGCAUCUCCGGCGUCGAGCGCCCAUCGGGGCCCCGAGGGGCGGGCGGGAGCCAGCGGAGCCGAGAGCGGGCCAGCCGAGACUGGACCGUGAGGAGGCGGUGAGGAAGGCGGUGGAGGUUCUGUCUCGAGGGGGCCCUGGCGGCGGGAGGGGGAGAGGAGGGAGAGGGGCUGCAAUGCGUGGGAGAGGGAGGGGCGGGAGGUUUAGGGGCCGCCGGGCUGAUGAAGCUGCGGAGGAGUAUGGUCUUUAUCUUGGGGACAAUGCUGAUGGAGAGAGAUUGGAGAAGAAGCUUGGAGAAGAGAAUAUGAAGAAGUUGGGUGAAGGAUUCGAAGAGAUGAGCUGGAGUGCGCUGCCUUCUCCAUUGGAAGAUGCCUACUGGGAUGCUGUCCAUACUAACAAUAUGAUCGAAUUUGAGCCAGAAUAUCUGGUGGAUUUUGACAAUCCUGAUAUCGACGAGAAGCCUCCGAUGUCCCUCCGUGAUUCACUGGAGAAGGCAAAGCCUUUCUUGAUGGCAUAUGAGGGGAUAAAAAGCCAAGAGGAGUGGGAGGAAGCUGUUCAAGAGACAAUGGAAAAGGUACCAUAUCUGAAUGAGCUUAUAGAAAUGUACGCUGGGCCUGAUACAGUUACCGCAAAGCAACAACAACAAGAGUUGGAAAGAGUGGCAAAAACACUUCCAGAGAAUACACCUUCUUCUGUAAAAAGAUUUGCCAAUAGUGCUGUUCUUACUCUCCAGAGCAAUCCAGGCUGGGGUUGGGACAAGAAGUGCCAAUUCAUGGACAAGCUUGUGUGGGAGGUUUCCCAGCAUUAUCAAUAGAGCAGUAUCGCCAUCUUGGGUCCGGUUCUGAUGAAAUCUUUACAUAUUGGCCAUCAAUAAUGGGAUUUUGGUGAAGCUAAGAGCUGAUGCAAUGUGUUUGUUAUCCUACCGACUGUAUCUUAUGUUUAGUUGUUGAUACAUCUACAUUACUAGAAUGGAAGGAAUAAAUUUUUCUAUUUAAAUACUCUACAGUUAUCCAGGCAACGUUACUAAUUCACUGAAUAUUUACAAUGCUCUGCAGCAGAAGUUAUAGAUAUAGAUGGAACUGCAGUGGCAAUUUGUUUCAAAUUUUACCUGUGCUGUAGAUUGAAUUCAUUAUUUUAGUGAAGAUUUGUUGCACUCCAAUUGCUUUUC
Phoenix dactylifera (date palm) is the source of this 1826-nucleotide messenger RNA. Its product is annotated as hydroxyproline-rich glycoprotein family protein. The record is from RefSeq and is a predicted model, not a curated record. Lineage: Eukaryota; Viridiplantae; Streptophyta; Magnoliopsida; Arecales; Arecaceae.